Pelagomonas calceolata is the source of this 1194-nucleotide messenger RNA. The record is from the annotation of a GenBank genome assembly. NCBI's taxonomy places the organism in Eukaryota, Pelagophyceae, Pelagomonadales, Pelagomonadaceae.
CAGCCAGCAAAGAGACACAAUGAGAGCAAUGCGACGGUCACUCCGCAUCGCAGCGGUGCUGGGCAGCGCACGGGCGUUUGUAGCACCUGCCAGCCGGCGCAGCGCAACGAGGCUGAUGGCUUCGGCCAGCGGUGCGCCGGAGGACGAGACUAGAGGCGGCACUGCCUCCCUGGCCGACCAGGUGGCGCGCGCACGCACCCGCGUCCGAAAAGGCCUUCGCGCGCGCGUCGAGAGAGACGGGAGCGUGCUGCGGGGAGAGAGUAAUCUUGCGCUGCGCUGCGGCGAGAGGUCACCGCGCCGCCGAGCGAGAGGCACUACGCGAGAGAGCAUACUUCUGCCGCGUGUCGCGGCGAGAGGUCUCACAUACAACCCCGCGUCGCAGUUCGCCCAAGCGCAAAAGGACGACAACCGGCGCUACCUCGACAUCGCGAGCAUUUUUGAUGGGUCGUCGCUCAAGGGCAAGCGGGUGGCGAUCACGGGCGGCAGCCGCGGGUUAGGAUUGGAAAUAGCCAAGGCGGCGAUGGACGUGGGCGCCGAGGUUUUAGUUAUUUGCCGAAGCGGCACCGUGGACGGUGCGAAAAUCUACGACGGCGUCGACGUCACGGACGCCGAGGCCUGCGCUUCUGCUGCCAAGAAAAUCGUGAGUGAUGGAGGCCCCGUCGACGUCUUGAUAAACAACGCGGGCUAUUUUUAUGGUCCUUGCGAGAAGGUCACCGAAAAUUCCCUGAACUUCGAAGAGGAAUUAAAGCAGAUCGACAUCUGCGCCGUCGGGCCUUUACGGGUCUCCAACGCUUUAUAUCAGGCCGGCGGGCUCGUCGAGGGCUCCAAAAUUGCCAUCGUCACGUCGCAGGCGGGCAGCUGCGAGUGGCGCUUCACGCAGAACAAGGACGAGGGCGGCGACUACGGCCACCACAUGUCGCGGGCGGCCUGCAACAUCGGCGGCGUGUUACUGGCUGAGGAGCUCAAAUCCAAGGGCGUCUGCGUCGUCCUACUCCACCCGGGCUUCAACCGCACGGAGAUGACGAAGAAGUACGAAAGUAUCUGGGACAUCGAGGGCGCCGUGCCGCCGGCCGAGGGCGCGCUGCGCGUGCUCCACGAGGUCAUCCGCGCGUCGCUGGACAAGACGGGCGCGUUCGUGAACUGCGAGGACGGCCUCCGAAUCCCCUGGUGAUACUAGUAAACACAAGUUAGGUC